Molecule: messenger RNA, 966 nt
Organism: Saccostrea cuccullata (small rock oyster)
Lineage: Eukaryota; Metazoa; Mollusca; Bivalvia; Ostreida; Ostreidae
Exons: 3
Coding region: 106-522 (138 amino acids)
Source: RefSeq, a predicted model, not a curated record
UGAAAGAGAUUGAUGUAGAGGUCCUAACUGUAAAGGGUCUAAACUGUCUAGUAGCCGGAAUAUUUUAUUAGCUAAGUCGUGCAAUAAACGUGAUGAUUGUUUACAAUGCCGAAAGGAAAAAUUUCCUAUGUUAAAGACGAUGAACCAGAUUUUAUUAAGAAGUUUAAACAGAGAGUAGGCUACAAGGAGGGCCCAACAGUAAAUACAAAGCGUGAGAUGCCAGACUUUGAUGACGAUGAUGACAGGCCGGAUAAUGAGGACGAGAAGCCGGUGGUUGUACAAUUGAGGGAGGGGGAUCUAAGUGCUGAGGAGGCGGAGAGGCUGCAAAAGACUGAAGAACCCCAAGCUGAUGGUAAGAUCACGUUUAAGAAGCCAGUGAAGAGGGGCGGGGAGGAGGCAUCACAAUUAAAAACUUCUACAAAGAAGAGGAAGGAAGAGAAAGGAGGGAAGAAGAAAUCAGGGAAAGGUGUCAAGAACUCAACUCUGUUGUCAUUUAAUGAAGAGGAAGAGGAUGUCACAUGACACAAGUCAUAGGGUGUCACAUGAUACAUGUCAUAAGAUGUCACAUGACACAUAUCAUGUAAUAGGAUGUCACAUGACACAUGUCAUAGGAUGUCACAUGUUACAGAAUGUCAAAUGACUUUUAACAAAUAUCACAUGACAUAUGUCAUAAGAUGUCACAUGACAUAUGUUAUAGGAUGUCACAUGACUUUUAACACAGGAUACCACAUGAAACAUGACAAUGUCUUGCCAUAAACUGUUCUUAACAUUAUGCAACAUUGUAAUUUAUCAUGUAAGGACACAACAAUGCAGGUUUCAUCAGAUUUGGUUCUGAACAUUGUACAUUUCUAAUCACAUAUUGUAAUUUACUCAGACAUUUCCUACUUCAUUGUUUUUGAUGGAAUAUAUUGUGUAAAAAGGACAAAAAAAAAAAAAAAGAACAUUCUUCAUAUUCAUUAGCCCAAA